CACAAAGCAGUAGCACUGGUGGUGUGUGGCUCUCACUCUCACCCUCACUUUCAUCUUCUCGAGGUUCAAUUUCCUCUUUCACAAAACCAUUACCACUGUUCUUUGAUUGCACAAAGUGUUAGCGGAGGUGUGGGUGCAUGCAAUCUCUACAAUAAGGGGCGCAGCCAUUAAUCUCCAUAUCUGAAAACAGUGCGCUUCGGACUUCUGACUUGAUGAGCUCCCCAUGCCUUUAUUAGAUAUUGCUAUUUCACAGCCUUGUUCUUGUUUCCGCAACAAUAUAUUAGCAUUUAGGUCUGAGACUCGCUUUCAUAACAAACUUGUAGUUGGCAAUGAUAGGGGAUUGGGAUUGGGAUUGGGAUUGGCGUCUGCAUUUUCUUGGAAAAAAUUUUGCAUCACAGAAACGGUGGGUAGAAAUCAUAGCUUGGGAAGACUUGAGGUGCGGCGGGGUGGACUGAUGAUAAAGGCGGUUGCUACCCUUGAAAUUGGUAAAGCAACUCACAAAAAUGAAGUGGUGAAAGGGUAUGAAAACAGGUUGAGGUUGGAUAUUGAUUCGGUAAAGUCUAAUUCUCCUGCAUUUGAGCCACAAUCUUCAAGUGAAGACUCAACAGAAUUGGACGAGAGAGAGAGAUUGAGACGGAUGAGGAUUUCCAAAGCGAAUAAAGGAAACACACCUUGGAACAAGGGCAGGAAGCACAGCCCAGAAACCUUACGGCGGAUUAAAGAGAGGACUAGGCUUGCAAUGCAAGAUCCUAAGGUCAAGAUGAAGCUAAGCAACAUGGGGCAUGCUCAAAGUGAAGAAACAAGGAUGAAAAUUGGAGUGGGAGUCCGGCUAGGGUGGGAAAGACGCAGAGAGAAAUUGAUGCUGCAGGAGAAAUGCUACUUUGAGUGGCAGAAUCUAAUUGCAGAGGCAGCCCAAAAGGGUCUUUCUGGUGAGGAAGAAUUGCAAUGGGAUUCAUACAAGACCUUGGAUAAACAGCUUGAGAAGGAAUGGUUGCAGAGUGUUGAGGAAAGAAAAAAUAUGCCAAGGCCAAAGGGGAGCAAGAGAGCACCCAAGUCACCUGAGCAAAAGAGGAAGAUUUCAGAGGCGAUAUCUGCUAAAUGGGCGGAUCCUGAAUACCGUAAUCGGGUUUGCUCUAGUCUUGCUAAGUUUCAUGGAAUAUCGGAAAGGGUUGAAAGAAAGCCCAGGAGAAAGCCAAGUGGUGAUGGGCAGGCUCGAAAAAGAGGUCCGAUAAAAAAGGAUGAGACUGAUAAUCUUGUAAAGCGUGAGACUAAGAGCCCAGUCCAUCGAGUUAGAUCGAAGAGAAGGAAAGCACCAUCAUACAAGGAUCCAUUUGCAAGUUCCAAGUUGGAGAUGCUGAAAAACAUUAGAGCACAAAGAGCUGCUGCUAUGAGCAAAAGAAGUGAAGCUAUCUGUAGAGCAAAGUUAUUGAUUGCUGAAGCUGAGAAGGCCUCAAAGGCCCUUGAAUUAGCAGCGAAGACGAGCCCUCAUGUUCAGAAGUCUCUAAUGGAAAGCAGGAUGCUAAUUGCCGAAGCACUUCAGUUUAUUGAAUCCAUCGAGAAUGAAGAUCCAAUCUCUUUGGAAAAUGACAAUAGUCUUUCAGAGAAUUCAUCUGAACCAGUACCUCAUGUUGAAGAAGAUAUAGAUACAAGUAUUCAAACUCCGGAUCUCAUCAACCAUAGUACAGUAAAUGGAGUUCACAGCUUAUCCUCUAGCAAAACCGAGGACUUCAGUUUCAACAAGUUUGGCUUGCCAGAUUUGGUGAAUGGAAAUUGUUCGAGUUCUUGUCACAAUGAUCUGCAUGAAACCGAGCAAAAGUUUGAUCAGAUGCAUCCUAAUAGUUUUCUUUCACUUGAGUUGAACCACACAGUGAAUUGCUCCAAAUGUACAACGAAUCAUGCUGAUCCUGAACUAAAUCCUAACGGAGACACAGAACACACAGAGAAACCAUUAGGGGAUGGAUCGGAGUUCCAAUCUGAGAAUGUCGAAGCUAAAAUAAUCAAGAAAUGGGUUCGAGGGAGGCUGGUUGAAGUUGUGGAAGAAAUAUAGUUUAAUUACUUCAAGUACUCUAAAUUUCAUGCAUAGUUCUUCCAUCUAGCUAGAAAGUAUAGUGUAAUAUAGCUGCUUAUAUCAAAUUUUUGGCGCACAAAUAAUACUGAAUCUCAAACAAGUUAGUUUGACAAAGUGAGAGUUGAGGAUUGUAUUUCAUGUGUUAAUCAUAUCACAAGUGAAGAUGUUAACGUCGUCUUGUUAUCUUCA
Messenger RNA from Sesamum indicum (sesame), 2257 nucleotides. RefSeq lists its product as uncharacterized. The record is from RefSeq and is a predicted model, not a curated record. Gene Ontology annotation, molecular function: DNA binding. Lineage: Eukaryota; Viridiplantae; Streptophyta; Magnoliopsida; Lamiales; Pedaliaceae.